UAGAUCAUACAGGAACAAAAAAGUGCAAAGGUGAAUGGUGAUUAGGUGAAUCAAGGUGAAUCUGAAAGAAAGUGGUGAAAGUGAAAAAUUAAAAAUUGAAAUGAAUGGAAAGCAGAAUAGUAGAAACAGGCACUCAGGCAGUAGACAGUAAAAGUAGAACAGAAGCGUGUUAUCAGAACUUUUUGAGUCUACAAUGUAAUGAUAUGAUAAUGAACUUUAGAACAUAGGAAAAGACCAAGGACAUUUCACAAGAAAUCAUCCAGAUGAUUAUGAAGACCUCUAAAUAUACCUAAACAAUGGUAGUAGAUCUUAGGUAUUCUUGAGAUAAUAGGAAAUGAAUUCACCAUGGAAUGCCUUCCUAAUGAACUUUUGAUAAAAAUUCUUGGACAUUUGGAUACAUUUGACCUAUUGCAAUUUUGUGGUGCCUAUGAACAUCUAGAUUAUUUCCUGAAAGAAAAAGAUGUUAUUCAGUAUUUAAACUUGUCUAGGAGGUUUGAACUGCAUGACUUGAACAUUACCAAAUUUAUAUCCACAAAAAUGAACCCAUCAUUUAUCAAGGUUCUGAAUAUUAAUUGUUUGUAUUGGAUCCCAGCCCAAGACUUGAAGAAGUUGUUGAGCAGACUUGAUAAUCUUGAAGAACUUCAUGCCAUAGACACAAAGCUUGGAUUAUAUGAAAGUGAUAUGAUGGGAUAUUUAAGACUGAAGAAAUUAGCUGUUUCCAUGGAAGGAAGUAUUAACUAUGAACCAUAUGAAAAUACUAAAACAACUAUUGUGUCUAAAGAAUUGAUAGCAUUGAAAUAUUUGUACUUGAAAUUGUAUCUAACAAAGAGUCAUUCUAGACCACCAUCAAUUUUCAUGAAAAAUUUCAUCUGUAAUUUAAGUCAGCUGGAAGAAUUAUGGUUAGAAGAAUGUUUUGAAUCUGUUGGUUCACCUAAUAGUAUAAAUUAUGAUUAUGAGAAAUUCCUGGUACAAUUGAAAGAUUUGAAGAAAUUGGUGAUCAGAUCAAAUGGAGUGUUACCCAUGCAUGAUUUUACUUCCUGGGGGUUCUCCAAAGUUGUUGAAUGUAAAAAGUACAUUGCUGCAUCAGACUUGAUAUUUGAAAGGUCCACAAAGAAAAGUAUGAGUUUGAAACGAUCUAUUUUUGAGCCAAAAUCUACUGCUCUGGAAAAGGCUUGGGAUGUGUUCGAGAGUCGUGGUGUCCUACCUUGUGGCCCCAAGGAGUAUAAGUUGCUGAGCAUGAAUGAAGACUUGCUGAAUAUCAAUUUUGAAGAGCUGGAUUUUUGCCAUACAAUCAUGUGGUGUAAGUCUCAACACACUGAUGCUGCCUUAGAAAUAUUGAGAUCUCCCAAUUCAAAGGGCCUGAAAAAACUUCUGUUCAGGUCUUGUUUGUUGCAAAAGAAAAAAUUGGAGCCAGAUAAGGAACAUUCUAGAGUUCUUUUCAAAAAGCCUAGGUAUGGGGUGCAAUCAGAACCUGCAGAACUCCACCCUUUUUACAAAAUUGCCGAGAAUAUAAAUAAUUUAGUGGAGCUGGAGAUAUCACUUUGUUCACAAUGCAGUGCGAUUGAUGAUAUAGCUGCCUAUAAGCUUAUUGGAGUUUUUGAAAAGCUGACGAGACUGUCACUUCAAAUUCCUCUUUUACUGGAUGGAUCAUUUUUGAAGGAGGUAUUCACAAAGUGCAAAUUUCUGGAAUCUUUGAGUCUUCAUUGUACAACAACAAAUGAAAAAUUCAUGGUGAAUCUCUGCCAGAAUAUUAGGUUUUCAACUGCCCUUAGGGAUAUCAGGUUAGACCACAAAGAAAUAAAUAUUGAAAAACUAUUGGCCAGUCUCAGUGAAAUAAACAAUAAUAAGCUGCUGAGAUUAGUCUUGAAUUGUGAUGCUUUGAGUUACUCCCGCAGUGUCUCUCAUACUGAGCCUUUCUCCGAUUUUUUCGAAAAGAAUCGUCAACUGAUACUGUUUUAUUUAGUCGCCAGCAAAGCUACCAAAAAACAUAUGUUUGAUAUUCAAAAGACCAUUCAUAAGUUUAAAGGAGUUAACCGAGGGAAGGUAUUUUAUGCCAAAACUGAAGAAACUACCCAAAUCCCAUCCGCUCACUAUGACAUGCUGUUCUCUCGAAAUAGAGUAGCUGUCGUAAAUUUUGAUGAGUUUUGAAACUAGGAAUUUGUGAUUAUUUUCAAAGGCUGAUAAUAAAAUGCAUCUAUAUGAUCCAAAUUAGUUUUAUUAUCCAGACAAGGGUGG
Messenger RNA from Phaedon cochleariae (mustard beetle), 2235 nucleotides. Lineage: Eukaryota; Metazoa; Arthropoda; Insecta; Coleoptera; Chrysomelidae. The record is from the annotation of a GenBank genome assembly.